AUGAGAUGGAGAGGAGCACUUCCGGCACGAUUCUCAUUGGUUGAAAUCUUGCAGUCGGCCAGGCGAACAGCCAAUCGAUCAUUCUCGUUAUUGGAAUUGAAGAAGAAAAGCCGAACAAGGAAUAGCAGUUUAAAGGACCUUAGCUACGCAAACGCCACCUGCUGGUUUCUACGGACUAUGAACAUCGGAAGCCCCUAUUAUUAUCCAUAUCAAAUGGGCCCAGCACCAGUUCCACCUAUCUACGGAGCACCACUACAAGCAGUUAAACUUGAACCUGAUUCCAAUCUAGGCAAAAUGAUGAAAGGCAAGAGGAAAAUAAAGGCGGAACCCAUUGAGGAGAACAUUGAGAUGUCCAAGCCCAACAUGAAGAAAGUGAAGCAGGAGAAGAUCACUGACCACAUGCCGGUGAAGAAGAAGCGAGACCGCUUCCACGGCAUGUCCGAGGAGGAGGUGAUGCUGCGGACGCUGCCCGACCACCUGCAGCCCAACCUCGACAUUGUCAUCGUGAGUUGUUGCUGUUGUUGUUGUAGCCACUUGGUGUUUUAA
This is a messenger RNA of Octopus sinensis (East Asian common octopus), 546 nucleotides long. Its product is annotated as G/T mismatch-specific thymine DNA glycosylase. Lineage: Eukaryota; Metazoa; Mollusca; Cephalopoda; Octopoda; Octopodidae. The coding region runs from base 1 to 546 and encodes 181 amino acids. The transcript has 5 exons. Gene Ontology annotation, cellular component: nucleus. Gene Ontology annotation, molecular function: mismatch base pair DNA N-glycosylase activity. The record is from RefSeq and is a predicted model, not a curated record. Gene Ontology annotation, biological process: base-excision repair, AP site formation.